CUCCAUCGCUUUAUAAUGGAACAUUAUGGAGUCUCCACUAACUACAAAUUCCUUCCACAAAAACAGAAAGAGAGAAAGUGACAGAGAAAGAGAAAGAUGGCGACGUCGCCGGAAAACGAGCACCCGCGCAAGGCUUUCGGCUGGGCUGCCAGAGAUUCCUCCGGCAUUCUCUCUCCUUUCAACUUCUCCCGCAGAGAAAAUGGUCCUAAUGAUGUGACUAUCCAAAUACACUACUGUGGUGUUUGUCACUCUGAUCUGCAUACUGUGAAGAAUGACUGGGGGUUCUCAAGUUACCCAAUUGUGCCUGGGCAUGAAAUUGUUGGCAUUGUUACCCAGACAGGGAGUAAUGUUGAGAAAUUCAAAGCUGGUGACCGAGUUGGUGUUGGUGUGAUAGUAGGAUCCUGCCUGACAUGCAACGUUUGUGAGCGAGAUUUGGAGAGUUACUGCCCCCAAAAAAUAUUUACCUAUGGCUCCAAGGAUUGGGAUGGCACAGUAACAUAUGGUGGUUAUUCGGACAAGAUAGUUGUUCAUCAACACUUUGUGCUUCGUUUUCCUGAUAACCUGCCUUCUGAUUCUGGUGCACCCUUGCUAUGUGCUGGUAUCACCGUAUAUAGCCCAAUGAAAUACUAUGGGAUGAUAGAGCCCGGGAAGCAUCUAGGUGUGGCAGGACUUGGCGGGCUUGGUCAUGUUGCAGUGAAAUUUGGCAAGGCAUUUGGGUUGAAAGUAACGGUCAUCAGUACUUCACCAAGGAAGGAAGAUGAUGCCAUUAACAAGCUUGGAGCUGAUUCUUUCGUCGUUAGUACUGAUCCUGCCCAGUUACAGGCUGCAACGGGUACAAUGGAUUACAUUAUCGAUACUAUUGCUGCUGUCCAUCCCUUGGCUCCACUGCUCGGUUUGCUGAAGAUGGAUGGCAAACUCGUGACUGUUGGCCUGCCAGAAAAACCUCUAGAAUUGCCAGUUUUCCCUUUAGUUGCAGGCCGGAAACUUAUCGGGGGAAGUGACUUUGGAGGAAUAAAAGAGACACAGGAGAUGCUAGACUUUUGCGGGGAACACAACAUAACAGCAGACGUUGAGGUGAUUCGUUUGGAUGACAUUAACACAGCCAUGGAGCGACUCGCCAAGUCUGAUGUCAGGUACCGUUUUGUCAUCGAUUUGGCAAGCUCCCUACCUGCCCAGUAGUUUGUGAUUGCUGCAAUGAAAUGCCAUUGAGUUUUACCAUGAAUGUAAUUGCUGAAAUGAAGAGUACUAUUCUUGAACUAAACCUUGCUGCACUAGUGUUUGUCUUGUGACAUUACAUUGUUCUACUUUUUACAAUAAUGGAGAUGCCAUCCUAUUUAGUUCA
This is a messenger RNA of Ipomoea triloba (trilobed morning glory), 1342 nucleotides long. RefSeq names its product probable cinnamyl alcohol dehydrogenase 9. Lineage: Eukaryota; Viridiplantae; Streptophyta; Magnoliopsida; Solanales; Convolvulaceae. The coding region runs from base 97 to 1179 and encodes 360 amino acids. Gene Ontology annotation, biological process: lignin biosynthetic process. Gene Ontology annotation, molecular function: cinnamyl-alcohol dehydrogenase activity; zinc ion binding. The transcript has 5 exons. The record is from RefSeq and is a predicted model, not a curated record.